CAAUAGUGAGCGACAUUGUACAAAAUCACUGCAAGUGAUAACCUCCCUGUUCAGUGACUGUACAUAUGAAACACUGUGCUAUAGUAGAAGAGGAAGAUUCUCUAGUGUUUAUUGUAGCACAUGGCUCCCCGCCUUACCAAUUCAACCUCUUGUAUGGGGGAGUUUUUCCUCUUGAUAAAACUUAUGGGGAAAUAGAAUUGAAAAACUUCUGUACUUUAGCAAUACUGGCCCAUAAAUUGGGAAGGAGAAUGUCGCUAUCCGUUCAGGUAUUUUAUCACAAGAACAACGCUGCUGCAAAUUUUGUUGUCACAAAAAAUACACCGUCACUCAUUCGAGCUGUCAAAAAAGAGUAUUCUCGUCUGUUCCUGUACCAGCAAACCCUAACCAUUGUGUGACUACACCACAAAAGCAAUUACCCUCUCAAUACCAGCGAAUCCACAGGCUGGAUGGACUAUUGUACCGGAUUUUGAUCCUCCACAGAUUUUAACGCGACUAAUUCGAGAAUACAGGGAGGGUAAAACACCACCAAGCAUACAACUGAAUGUGAAAUGGACAGGGCAAGGGGAACCAAAGGAAGAGGAACUGAAAAUAAGAGUUCAUGGAUGUAUAUUUACAACCUUCACCCUUUUCAGUAAGUAUUUCAUUCCGUCAUCUAUAGCAACUCAAUUACAAAGCCAGCACCAACCACUAGGCCUUGGACUCCAGUCUACUGCUCCACUGUCACCACUGUCUUCGGUCUCUUCAAAUGCCCCCUCUCCGCCUCGCACUCCAAGAGCAUCCCCUGCACAACCAACAGCCAGCCUCAGUCUCACAAUGUCAGUUGAGUCUAGGACUCUUCGACGAAGCAAUACAGUGUUCACAAGAGGGGUAGACCCUGAUAAUCUGGUUACAGUUCUCUACAGUAACUUGCUGCUGACUCCCGAAGAAAAGGCCAGAGCCACACAACAGACGCUGACAAUCCACCAAAAGUUGGAGGAGAUUUUUCGGACGAUGGAGCGACGCAUUUCAGUAACCCCUGGAGACCUCCACGUAUUGAUUAAAGCUCUCAAGGCAGAACCUGCAACAAAGGCAGUCGGUGACAAAAUUCAAGAAAUUUACGAUGAGGAACAUGGGAAAAGGCAGGAGUAAAACGAGAAUAGCACAUUAUAAUACAUGUCUUUAUUGUUCGUGAAUUUUUUCGAUGGUGCUUUG
This is a messenger RNA of Geodia barretti, 1191 nucleotides long. Lineage: Eukaryota; Metazoa; Porifera; Demospongiae; Tetractinellida; Geodiidae. The record is from the annotation of a GenBank genome assembly.